UAGUUAACAAAAAAAAAGAUACUGUAGUAGACUCGUGAGUAGAGAAGUAUUUGAAGUGUACUUGAAGAGUGGAUUAACAUUUAAAAUCUAGAGAGAGAUAGAGAUGGAAAGAGCAGUGCAAAAGCCACACCAAUCCACCGCCGAUCUUCUCACCUGGUCGGAGAUCCCUCCGGCCACCAACACUCCCCGCUCCGCCGCUCGCUCUCAUCAGCCGUCCGAAGGAAUUAGCAAGGUGUUGUCAGGUGUUCAGGUCACCAAUGAAGAGACGGAGACUCUUAAUCGAAGCACUUGCAGGAAGCCUUGUUCAGGGCAUAAGUUAAAGGAGGUUACUGGAAAUAAGAUAUUUGCAGAGGAUGGUGAGAAUGGGGAACUAGAAGCAGGCAGUAUGAACUUCAAUGCUAACAACAAAACAUCAGUGCGAAUUGUUCAGCAAGCAGCACACGGCAUUAGUCAGAUUUCCUUCAGUACUGAGGGGGAUGUUUCUCCAAAGAAGCCUACAAGUCUCCCUGAAGUAGCCAAGCAGCGUGAGUUAAGUGGUACGCUAGGUGAGGCAGACAGUAAAAUUAAGAAGCAGUCAUCUGAUGCCAAAUGCAAGGAACUUAGUGGACAUGACAUAUUUGGUCCUCCUCCGGAGAUCCCUGCUCGAAAAUUGACUGCUGCACGCAACUUGGAAGUGAAAGCAAACAGAGACAUGGAAGAACCUGCUCCACCACGAAAUCUUCGCACAUCUGUCAAAGUUUCUAAUCCUGCAGGAGGUCAUAGUAACAUUCUCUUUGGUGACGAACCUGAGACCAAGACAACAAAGAAAAUUCAUAACCAGAAGUUUGCGGAGCUUACUGGCAAUGAUAUCUUCAAGGGAGAUGUUCCUCCGGGAUCUACUGAGAAGUCACUUAGUGUUGCGAAGAUGAAAGAAAUGAGUGGUAGUGAUAUAUUCUCUGAUGGAAAGGCAGAACCUAGAGAGGGCUUGGGUGGUGUACGUCAGCCCCCAGGCGGUGACAGCAGCAUAGCAUUGGUUUAGUUGCCAAGCUGAUAUAAUAUCUAUCACUACUAGCUUACUUAUCUUGUUGAAUUAUCUUUUUUAGUUAAUUUUGAAGCCCCUUUCAUCCUUAAAAGUACAGGCGAUUAUGCUCUGUGCUGUAGCAGAUCUUGUAAUAGAGAGACUUUUAACUUUAAGAUUUAGUUCAUAGCAUGAAAUGGUUAGUUGAGUUGAAUAAUUUGUCUCUAUCGCAUCAUAGAACUGGCCAAUAAUGCUAUAAGUAGCUUAUUACUUGUUGCUCUUUUUA
Daucus carota subsp. sativus is the source of this 1283-nucleotide messenger RNA. RefSeq lists its product as uncharacterized. Lineage: Eukaryota; Viridiplantae; Streptophyta; Magnoliopsida; Apiales; Apiaceae. The coding region runs from base 104 to 1018 and encodes 304 amino acids. The transcript is spliced from 5 exons. The record is from RefSeq and is a predicted model, not a curated record.